AUGCGUCGUGUGCGCGAAGCUAUUCGUAAAAAGAAGCUGAAAUUAUGGGCCGACAACUCUUGGUUUUUGCACCACGAUAAUGUACCGUCGCAUACUGCAUUGAUCCUUCGUGAGUUUUUCGCCAAAAAUUCAACCAAUGUCAUUCCACAACCACAGUAUUCGUCUGAUUUAGCUUCGUGCGACUUCUGGCUGUUCAGCAACCUCAAGCGACCGCUCCGGCGAAAACGUUUUGAGUCAAUUGAAGACAUUAAACGUGAAUCGCUACGCGCAUUGAAGGCUAUUCCGGAAUUUGACUUUAACAACUGUUACGAGAAUUAG
Molecule: messenger RNA, 318 nt
Organism: Parnassius apollo (apollo)
Lineage: Eukaryota; Metazoa; Arthropoda; Insecta; Lepidoptera; Papilionidae
Source: the annotation of a GenBank genome assembly